This is a messenger RNA of Ostrinia furnacalis (Asian corn borer), 4084 nucleotides long. RefSeq names its product perilipin-4. The transcript has 31 exons. NCBI's taxonomy places the organism in Eukaryota, Metazoa, Arthropoda, Insecta, Lepidoptera, Crambidae. Bases 195 to 3236 code for a protein of 1013 amino acids. The record is from RefSeq and is a predicted model, not a curated record. Gene Ontology annotation, cellular component: plasma membrane.
GUUUAGCCGCAUGGUUUUCUCGACUUGCUGCGGACUGUAGUUGAACCUUGAAGGUAUUUCGAUUCGAUCGCGUCCAUUUGGGGUAGUGUGGUGUCCCUGAUUCAUAAGUUUUGUGGAAUUCUUGCUUAGUGCGCUCUACUUGGAAUAAUUUGUGGAGUUUUGUGCAAACAGUGAAUUUAUUUUAGCUAGUCAAAAUGUUCAGUGGAAUCGCAGACAAGAACCUUGGAGCGUUCCGGAGUAUCGGAGAGAAGACCGCGUCUCUCUUCGAGCGCAAGAAGAAGGAUGCGGAGCAGGUGGCCCAGGAGAAGGCGCAGGAGGCCGCCCACGUGGUGGAGGAACAGGUGAAGAAGACCGGGGAGAUCAUCGCUGGCGCUCAGAAGACCGCUGAGGACGCUGCUGGCAGUGCUGCCAACGCCAAGCAGUCAGCCAUUGAUGCCCUGGACAAGGAGAUGUCAAAGGUGUCCCUGGCGGCAGGAGAGGCUAAAGAUGCCGCCAGCCGCGCCGUGGCUGAUGGCAAGAAGGCCGUAGACACCACUAAAGAUACACUUGCAACCACAGUUGAUAACUCAAAGAAGGCAGCCGAAUCUGCGGUGAACACAGCUAAAGAUGGUAUCUGUAGCGUCGCGGACUCUACCAAGAGCACCGCUCAGGGAGCUGUGGACACAGGUCUGUCGUAUGUUGGGAGCGCCAAAGAUUCAGUCGCAAGCGCAGCCCAAAGCACAAUUGACACCACCCAAAAGACCGCACAAAGCGCAUUUGACACGAGCAAAUCUUUUGCUACCGGUGCUAAAGAUACAAUUGCAAAUACAGUAAACUCUACUGUCGAUUGCACCAAAAACACAGCGCAAUACGCUGCCGACUCUACCAAGUCAUUCGUAGACAGUGCUAAAGAUUCAGCAGAAAGCUCAUUGCAAUCGGCUCUGAAUGCGUCGGUGACCGCCGCCUAUUCCGCUUACGACGUUGGAAAGUCGUAUUUCGAUAGUGCUAAAGAUACUGUAGCCAGUACGGUAGAUUCCACUAAAAAUGCAGCCCAUAACACAGUCGAAUUAGGGAAAUCGUACGUCGAUUCCGCCAAAGAUGCCGUUACAAGCACGUACCAAAACACAGUCGAUACCACGAAAAAUGUUGUAAACUCUACUGUGGAUACAGGCAAAACAUACGUUAGCAGCGCUAAAGAUGCCGUGGCGAACACGGUGAACAGCACAGUUGACACAACUAAAAAUGUCACAGCAUCUGCCAUUGGAAAAGGAACUGAGUUAGUGGGCAGUGCUAAAGAUACGAUUGCAAACUCAGUAGACUCGGCGAAGAAUGUCUCGACCUCGGCUUACGAUGAGGGACUUUCAAUCGCUGGAGCAACCAAAGACACUAUAGCAAACACUGUGACAGCUACCGUAGACACGACAAAGAAUUUCACAUCAUCGGCUUUAGACAAAGGUGCCACGUUAGUAGGCACUGCUAAAGACACCGUAGCAAACACAGUAUCAUCCACUGUAGACACAACUAAGAAUGUAGCUGCAGCUGCAGUAGACAAAGGGACAUCACUAGUUGGCACUGCUAGAGACACCGUAGCAAACACAGUAUCUGCCACAGUAGACACGACCAAAAAUGUGGCCUCGGCUGCAGUAGAAAAGGGCACAUCACUUGUAGGCGCUGCUAAAGAUACCGUAUCUGCCACAGUAGACACAACUAAAAAUGUGGCUUCAGCUGCAGUAGAAAAAGGCACAUCCAUAGUAGGUUCUGCCAAAGACACCGUAGCGAACACGGUAUCGGCUACUGUAGACACAACUAAAAAUGUUGCCGCUGCCGCUGUAGAAAAAGGCACUACAUUAGUAGGCACGGCUAAAGACACCGUAGCAAACACUGUAUCGGCGACUGUAGACACAACCAAAAAUGUAGCAGCGGCCGCAAUAGACAAGGGCACGUCACUGGUAGGAACUGCUAAAGAUACCGUAUCAAACACCGUAGACACAACCAAAAAUGUAGCUUCAUCCGCAUUUGAGAAAGGCACAUCCCUUGUAGGUUCAGCCAAAGACACUGUCACCAACACAGUAUCAGCUACUGUAGACACAACUAAAAAUGUUGCUUCUUCUGCAUUUGAGAAAGGCACAUCAUUAGUAGGUUCCGCCAAAGACACUGUAGCAAACACAGUAUCGGCAACAGUAGACACAACUAAGAAUGUUGCUUCGUCCGCGUUUGAUAAAGGAACAGCAUUAGUGGGCUCAGCUAAAGACACUGUAGCAAACACUGUAUCCGCCACAGUAGACACGACCAAAAAUGUUGCUUCGUCCGCAUUUGACAAAGGCACAUCACUAGUAGGCUCUGCUAAAGACACUGUAGCAAACACAGUAUCAGCAACGGUAGACACAACUAAGAAUGUUGCUUCGUCCGCGUUUGAUAAAGGAACAUCUUUAGUGGGCUCUGCUAAAGACACCGUAGCAAACACUGUAUCGGCAACUGUAGACACAACUAAGAAUGUUGCUUCGUCCGCGUUUGACAAAGGAACAUCAUUAGUGGGCUCUGCUAAAGACACCGUAGCAAACACAGUAUCGGCUACUGUAGACACAACCAAAAAUUUCACUGCUUCAGCAGUAGACAAGGGCGCAAGUUUCUUUGAUUCUGCUAAAGACACAGUAGCAAACACUGUAUCAGGCACUGUAGACACAACCAAAAAUGUGGCUUCAUCUGCAGUAGACAAAAGCUCUGCUUUUGUAGGGUCAGCCAAAGAUACAGUAACAAGCACGUUAUUUAGCACCUCAGAGUCUCUUGAAAAGAUCGAGAACGAAGUUGAAGAAAUAGCUGAAUGUUCUUCAGAUGCCAUCCACACGACCAUGGACACGACGAAGAAGGCAGCCGAGGAUGCGAAGGCGCAGACGAUGAAGGCAGCUGAAGAUGCCAAGGAGAGGGCCAAGGCAGCCGCCGAGGCCGCCAAGGAAGAGGCCAAGAGGGCAGCCAACAUCGCCUUAGAAGAGUCCAAGAAGGCAGCAGAGAAGGCGGCUGCCGAUGCAACCAACGCCGUCAACAGCACCGUCGACAGCACCUUCAAGCGAGUGGAGCACGCCACCGACGAGGGCCUGAAGAAUGCCGGCCAUGUCGUAGACUCCAAGCUCAAGGACGCCGACAAGUUCCUCAGCGAGAAGAGAGAUACGUUGGUGACCAACUUUUCGACGGCAGCGCAUGACGGCGCGCAGGGCGCCGCAGGGCUCCUCAGCAAAGGGCUGGCCACCUUCCCCAAGUGAACCCUCCCCGAGCCUGCAUGCCAUGUGUAUACGGAAACUAACAUAGGUUAUGACAAGUAGACCCUUAUAUGACUUGUGCUCCAUUUUUGUUUAGAUUCUCCUAGGUAUUUUUUUACCAUUUUAAGUCUAUUAAGUUACUAAAUUUUCAUUUAUUUUGCGUACCUUGAAUGUUAUUUUACUAUAUUUAUAAUUUGUCUCUCGUUAGUUUCCGAAUACACACAUUAAUCUUUGUUUAUACUUGCACAUUGUCUUUAAGUUUUGAUAUAAUGAUACAAUUUAUUGUAUUUUAUUAAGUGUCUGCCUAACACAGAAUGGAGGUUGCGUAACACCAACAUCGCGAACAAUGUAUCUUAAGUUUUAUUUUUAAGCAUUUUAAUGGUUUGUAUACCUCAAAAUCGUAAAUAAACAUUAGGUAUGUUAAUUCACAAAAAUGCAAUCUCAUUUUAUCUUACAUUAUAAAAAUGUAUAUGAUCGUACAAGUAGGUAAGUUUAGUUGUAAGUAAGGUUUUUAUUUCAGUUUGUUUUGCAUUUCACAUGCAUUUCAAAUUCCAAAUUCAGAAAAAAUGCUUCGCUUUACCGUCCAUUGAAGGCCUUGGAAAUUGUUAUACUGGAUAUAACUACGUAGGUGAUCGGAUUCGCAGAAGUAUUUAAUAUCUUUGUUACUAAGAAUGUUUCAGCUUUUGGAAGAAUAUUACACUGUUCAAUAGCUUUUAUUUAUCUUAUUAAACUAUUUACACAGAUUCACGUACUGCUCGGCAGUCUAUUUUUUAUUGCCAACAGAUUUUAUGGUUCUUCAUGUUGUUCUUCAAGGUAGUUUGACUACCUUUUACACUUUACUGCUUUUUAAA